UUUUUUUUUCGGCAAAGGAUAACCUACGUUACCGUUUUGGGGUGUACUCUUUUCCGGUAGCUUUGUGGAUUUUUGUGAAUAUUUGUAUUUAAACUGCAGAUAACUUGCAAAAAGGAAUUGUGUGAAUACACUCAAAAUAUGAAUUGAAUUUGAAAUUUUUGAUUACCAUUAAAGAAAUAAAUAUCAAGAUGCUUGGUAUAGGAAAGAAAUCGUCAAAUAGGUCCGAGGAACAGCUUACUCUGCUCACAUUCUCUAUUUUAACUUUGGCAUCAAUUUUAUCCUUUGCUACUAGAUUAUUUUCUGUACUGAGAUUUGAAAGUGUUAUUCAUGAGUUUGAUCCAUAUUUCAAUUAUCGAACUACAAAAUACUUAGCUGAAAAUGGUUUCUAUGCAUUUCACAAUUGGUUUGAUGAUAGAGCUUGGUAUCCAUUGGGCAGAAUUAUAGGAGGAACUAUCUAUCCAGGCCUGAUGGUAACAUCAACAAUUAUUUAUAAACUUUGCUGGUUUCUCAAUAUUACUGUAGAUAUCAGAAAUGUUUGUGUUUUUUUGGCACCUCUGUUUUCAUCAUUUACAACAAUCAUUACAUACUUACUAACUAAAGAAGUCAAGAAUGAAGGUGCUGGACUAGUUGCAGCUGCAUUGGUAUCUAUUGUACCCGGUUAUAUAAGUAGAUCUGUUGCUGGAAGUUAUGACAAUGAAGGAAUUGCAAUUUUCUGUAUGCUUUUCACAUAUUAUACUUGGAUAAAAGCUGUUAAAACUGGAACAAUUUAUUGGGGAACACUUUCAGCUUUAGCAUAUUUCUAUAUGGUAUCUUCUUGGGGAGGUUAUGUCUUUCUCAUAAACCUUAUACCUCUUCAUGUUUUGACACUAAUGGCAACUGGACGUUUUUCACAUAGAGUUUAUGUUGCAUAUAGUACACUUUAUUGUUUAGGUACCAUUCUUUCAAUGCAAAUUUCAUUUGUUGGAUUUCAACCAGUACAAAGCUCAGAACAUAUGUUGGCUUUAGGAGUAUUUGGUUUGUGCCAAAUAAUGGCUUUUGUGGAUUACCUUCGAAGCAAAGUUACCAAAUCAGAUUUUGAAGCUCUUUCAACAUUCUUGAUGUACACUGUGGGGUUGAUAUUCCUAGCAGGAAUUGGAAUACUGACUCUUUCUGGAAAAAUUUCCCCCUGGACUGGUCGAUUCUAUUCCCUCUUAGAUCCCUCAUAUGCUAAAAACCACAUUCCAAUAAUAGCCAGUGUUUCGGAGCAUCAACCAACAUCUUGGAGCUCAUUUUAUUUCGAUCUGCAGAUUUUAGUUUUCCUAUUUCCAGCAGGAUUGUAUUUUUGUUUCAACCAACUGACUGAUGCCAAUAUCUUCAUUAUUUUGUAUGGUAUAAGCAGUAUUUACUUUGCAGGUGUGAUGGUUCGUCUCAUGUUGGUUCUUGCACCUGUUAUGUGCAUUUUGGGAGGUAUUGCAGUAUCCCAUCUUUUAGCCAAGUUUAUGAAAAAUAUAGAGCAACAGAAGCCUCAAGAAAGCCGUAAAAAGCAACGCCUUGAAUCAAACCAUAUUCUCAAAAAUGAAAUAUCUUUAAGUUUUGUUGGAAUAGUUUGUGUCUUGUUCAUUUCCUACACCUUUCACUGUACUUGGGUUACAUCGGAAGCGUACAGUUCCCCUAGUAUUGUCUUAAGCGCACGAUCUUAUGAUGGAGGAAGGAUUAUUUUCGACGAUUUUAGAGAAGCCUAUUACUGGUUGAAAAUGAAUACUCCCGAAGAUGCUAGAAUCAUGUCUUGGUGGGAUUAUGGAUAUCAAAUAACAGCAAUGGCUAAUCGGACAAUUUUAGUUGAUAAUAAUACUUGGAAUAAUACUCAUAUUUCGAGAGUGGGACAAGCCAUGGCUAGUUCGGAGGACAAAGCUUAUGAAAUUAUGAAAGAAUUAGAUGUCGAUUAUGUAUUAGUAAUAUUUGGUGGAUUAACUGGAUAUUCCUCAGAUGACAUAAACAAGUUCCUAUGGAUGGUUCGAAUAGGGGGUAGCACGGAUCGUGGUGCUCAUAUCAAGGAAUGGGAUUUCUAUUCAUCAAAUGGAGAAUUUAAAAUUAGUAAAGAAGGAUCACCUACCCUUCUCAACUGUUUGAUGUACAAGAUGUGCUACUACAGAUUUGGCCAACUUUAUACAGAAGGUGGUAAACCUCAAGGUUAUGACAGAGUUAGGGGUGCUGAGAUUGGAAAUAAGGAUUUCGAAUUAGAUGUACUAGAAGAAGCUUAUACUACAGAGCAUUGGCUCGUACGCAUCUAUAAAGUUAAAGAUCUUCCGAAUAGGGGAGUGUAAAAAUCACUAAUUUACGGACAUUUACUUUUUUCACUGAUAAUAAAUACUUUUUUAUAUA
This is a messenger RNA of Harmonia axyridis, 2361 nucleotides long. It is a transcript of the gene Stt3A, whose product is annotated as dolichyl-diphosphooligosaccharide--protein glycosyltransferase subunit STT3A. Bases 189 to 2303 code for a protein of 704 amino acids. Gene Ontology annotation, molecular function: dolichyl-diphosphooligosaccharide-protein glycotransferase activity. The transcript is spliced from 9 exons. Gene Ontology annotation, cellular component: membrane. Lineage: Eukaryota; Metazoa; Arthropoda; Insecta; Coleoptera; Coccinellidae. The record is from RefSeq and is a predicted model, not a curated record. Gene Ontology annotation, biological process: post-translational protein modification.